CUGACUAAAUCCCAACGACACGGGAAUAGACAUCAAACUUACUUAAUUACCUCUUGCUUGCAGUUCUUACAUUCAGCUUAGUUAGCCCGAGCAGUUUCUCUGAAAGGUAUGGCUCGAGCAACAGUGAUCGCAGCGCUCGUUAUGGCAUUACUGGGCUGCGCGCUGGCCGUCGCCGCGGACGACGUCGCCCCAAGUGCGUCCCGACCCAUGGCGCAGCCGCCAUCUGGUGGACUGGCGCCGGAGCCGCAGCCUCCGGCGUCCAGGGGAUUGCUGAAGGCGCACGCCACAUUCUACGGUGGCGCCGAUGGCGCUGGCACCAUGGGCGGCGCGUGCGGGUACGGCAACCUGUACUCGGCCGGGUACGGCACGAGCACGACGGCGCUGCUCAACGACGGCGCGUCGUGCGGGCAGUGCUACAAGAUCGCCUGCGACAGCAAGCGGGUGGACACCAGGUGGUGCAAGCUGGGCGAGGUGGUGACCGUCACGGCGACCAACUUCUGCCCGCCCAACUACGACCUGCCAAGCGACGACGGUGGCUGGUGCAACCCGCCGCGGCCGCAUUUCGACAUGGCGCAGCCGGCAUGGGAGAAGAUCGGCGUCUAUCGGGCCGGCAUCAUCCCCGUAGUAUACCAGAGGGUACCGUGCGUGCGCCGGGGCGGCGUGCGGUUCACCAUCAACGGGCAUGACUACUUCCAGCUUGUUCUCGUGACCAACGUCGCGACCAUCGGGUCGAUCAAGUCGAUGGAUGUCAAGGGCUCCGAGUCACCAGAUUGGAUGCCGAUGGCACGCAACUGGGGUGCGAAUUGGCACUCUCUCGCGUACCUCACGGGGCAGAGGCGCUCGUUCAGGGUGACCAACGAUGAUGGGCAGACUCGUACAUUCACAAAUGUGGUGCCAUCCGGCUGGAAGUUCGGCCAGACAUUUGCAAGCAACGUGCAGUUCAAGUGAGCAGCUUGUGUGGCAUGAUGUGAAUCCGGUGAUUUACUGGCCUGUGUGGGCUUCACUAAAGAAUAUACUGGCAUGUGCCCUGUGGACCCGGUGCUGUUUCCACAUGUACAAAUAUUUUUUUUGAAAGAUCCAGCUAGAUGCUGGCUUAUAUUAAAACCAUAGCAGGGAGAAGUGCGGUUACAAAGGUGAUGGAGGAGUUGAUCGAAGGAUCAAGGAAAAAAGGACAGAGAAAUAAAGGAAAAAGG
Molecule: messenger RNA, 1193 nt
Organism: Hordeum vulgare subsp. vulgare (domesticated barley)
Lineage: Eukaryota; Viridiplantae; Streptophyta; Magnoliopsida; Poales; Poaceae
Product: expansin-A14-like
Exons: 3
Coding region: 109-948 (279 amino acids)
Biological process (GO): plant-type cell wall organization
Cellular component (GO): extracellular region
Source: RefSeq, a predicted model, not a curated record